AUGGAAAUUAGAGAAGAGCAAAGGAAAAUAAUAGACGCUUUAUAUGAUACAUGGUCAAAUGACGAAAAGCGAAGAAAGGAAUCUGAAGAAUUUUUAAAGAAUUUGGAAAAAGAUGAAAAUAUUUUAAUUUAUUUAUUGGAUAUAUGUACAUAUAAUAAUGUACAUAUUAAUGUAAGAAAGCUAGCUAUUAUGUAUUCUAAAAAUUUAAUUUCAUUGUAUUGGAAUUGUAAAAACGAAUUUCAAAUUAAAAGUGAUAUUAAAAAAAUAGUAAAGGAUAAAAUAAUUAUAUUACUUAAUGAUAGUAAUAAUAUAAAUAUAUUAUAUAAAGAAUAUUGUAUAUUAUUAAAAAAAAUAGCUCGAUAUGAACUUGUUCAUAAUUUUCCUGAAUUAUUAGAAUGCUUGUUAAAUAAUAUUAAUAUACAUAAAAAUAAUUUAAAUAAUUUGUAUAUAUAUUUAUAUCUACUUUAUAAAAUAUUAAGAGAGCAAUAUAGUAAAAAAUUAUUUAAAGACAAAAAGCAAACCUUUGAUAUUUCACAAACAGUUAUAAAUAUAUUAGAACCAUUUUGGAACAAUCAUGUUAAUAUUUAUUACAAAAAUUCAAUAGAAAAUCCAUGUACUUACAAUGACGAAUAUAACUGUGAAAAGUGUUAUGCUAUUUUUUGUUUGAUGCAGCAAUAUGAGGAUUCUCUAUCGUUUGCCUGUUCCGAAAAUGGCAACAAUAAAAAGAAUGAUAAUAACAGCAAUGGCAAUAGCAAUGGCAAUGGCAAUGAUGAUAACAGCUUGCUAGCGCAUUCGCGCAUGGGCGGUUCCGACCAAAAUCAGCCGCUCAAUUCAAAAGUGUGUAGUAUUGGGUCAACCAAGAUAAAUGCUAACACACUAAAAUAUGACCAAGACAGGAAUAAAAAAAUUGAUAUUCUUAAAUUUCUUGAUAGCAUUCUGAUCAACUUAAUUAUAAACAGAAAGGACAUCAUAAAAAGCGGAAUGUUUCCAGCUAAUAUUAACGAGAAAAAGGAGCAAAAAUCAAAUGGUGACGAAAAUCAGAAUAAUAAUAUUAACAAUAAUGAUAACAUUAACAAAAGUAAUGAUAGAGCAAUAGGACAUUUUGAGCAUAUUUUUUUUGAAAGCCUAAUUAGCAAAAUAGUGUAUUUUUUAAAAUAUGUAAAUAAAAAUAGCCAAAUAUAUUAUAUGAGGUAUCUAAAAUUUUUAUUGAGAUCUUUUUUUUUAAUGGUAGAAUUUCAUAGCGAAUUUCACAUAUAUUUAAAAAAAGAAAUAACAGAAAAAUUUAUUUGUCUAUUUUUAAAAAAAAAUAUAAAUAUAAAAACUUAUAAUAAUGAAUAUGAUACUAAAUUCAUAGAUAUUAUAAAUUUAUGUAUAACAAUUAUCAAAUCAUUAUUUUAUCAUUUUUGUUUAAAUCAAUAUAAUUUAAUAAAACAGAAAAAAGUUCGAGAAAAUUAUGUAAAUGUCAAAAAUAUUAUGAACAAUAAAAAUACAGUCAAAUUAGAAAGCUACUAUGAAAAUUCGUUAGAAAAUAAAAUAAUAAAUAAUAUAAUGCUAAAUAUAAACAAUCCAACUACAAAUAAUAAUAACAAUAGCAAUAACAAUAAUAGCAAUAAUAACAAUAAUAAUAAUGCAUCAAAUAUAUUUUGUAGUAACACAGAUUUUACUUUAAAAAAUAUAUUAGCAUAUAUUAGAGGAGAAGUAAAAGAUACAUUAAAAAAUGAUGAUUUUAUUUUAUUAAAUAAUGAAAAAGCUAUCGAAAUAUUUGAUUUUAUGAGAAUAUAUUGUAUCAAUCUUUCUCCUGAACAUAUUAUAGAUAUAACAUUAAAUGUUAAGGACGAUUAUGAAAUAGAAGAAAAUGUGUUUUAUUCAAAUGGAAAAAAUUGUAUUAUUCAGUUAACACAUGAGCCUUUUUUUUUGGUUAUUUUUAAUAAUUUUUUUGAACCUUUAAUUAAUUCUUUUCAUAAUUAUGCACAUUUUUUAAGAACGACACCUCAAAAUUUAAAAAAUGUACAAAAUCCAAUUUAUUCUGAACAAGUCAUACAAUUAGAUGGCUAUUUAAAUGUUUAUUAUAUUUUAUAUCCAUCAUUUCAUAAAAAAAUAAAAAAUGAACAUAUAUUAUGUAUGAUUCAAUUUUUUAUAGAUUUUAUAAAAAUAGAAUAUACACAUCCCUUAAUUAGUUAUAGAAUAUGUUUAAUAAUAAAAGUUUGGAUUCAAAAUUAUAAAGCAGCUUUUCCAUUUAUUGAUGAGAUAAUAAUAUUGAUAUAUGAAAAUCUGAGAUUGUUAUAUUUACACCUAUCUCAAAAACAUAAUUCAUUUUUAUGCUUUCACGAAAUUUCACAAAAUGAAGAGAAUACAUUCCUUCCUAAUCAUUAUGGCUUAAAAUCAUCUAAUUUUAUUCCUCUUCUUUUUUUUAAGUUCAUUUCUUUGUUUAAAUAUAUUUUUAAAUAUGAAUAUUUAUACAAAAGAUAUGACCAAAUAAGUGAAUUUCUUGUAUCGGCUCUCGUUUUUAUCCUCCCCAAGAUAAUGUAUCCUAAAAAUUCUCAGCGGAUUCUGAAAAUAAUGAGUCACAUAAUUUUUAUAAACAAUAAAGAAAGAGAUAUAACAAUUUUUAAGGAAAAUUACAAUUUUUUACUGAAUUUGUACAUAAAUAGUAACACACUAAUUAAGGAAUACAUACUAGACAUCUUGAUCAAAAUUUUAAAUAAAAAUUAUGACGGAAAAUUGGAAUACAUUGGAAAUGAAGAUCAAAAUGGAAGCAAAAAUAAAAAUAGAUGUAAAAAGAAAAAGAAAAAUGUAGGAGAUACCACUAACUUAUAUUUCCAAACAACUGGGCAAGCAAUAAAUAAUAAAGAAACAAUUUGUGACGAAAAUAUUUUAUUCUAUUUUAGCUUUGAUAUCAUAUUUUACACCAUCUCAGCGAAAGUUGGCGAAUAUAAUAAAGUAUCCGAACGUGGUGGGAUACCAAAUGCAUACAAAGAAAACAGUAACAAUGCUAUUUAUAUGAAGGAGGAAGAUAUAAAUUGCAACAUUUUAAAUAUAGUUGAAAUAAAUUUAAAUAUAGACAAAAAUAUAAGUGAUCAUUUAUAUUCUCUUUGGUUAUGUAUUUUAAAAUUAACAUCAAAAUAUUUGAAUAAAAAAAAUGAAAAUAUUAUAAAAACGAUUUCUUCUUUAUAUAUAUGUAUUACAAGAUAUGUUGAAAUAUAUUUUGAAAAAUUAAAAAAUGAAAAUACAGAACAUAUUUUUGAUUUAAAUAAUAUAUGUUUUGAUAUAAUUAUAGAAUAUUUAUGUUUUUUUAUAAAUAAUGAAACAUAUAAUUAUUAUUUAACAUAUGAAUCAUUUUCAAACAAUGUUAUAGCAAAUGAGCUUUUAAAAAAGAGCUUUUUAAAUAUUUUACAAAAUAUAUUUACAAUAAAAUCAAAUAAAUUAUAUGAUGAAGAACGAAUAGAAAAAGGAAUUUAUAUUUUACACAUAUGUGUAAGCUUAUAUAGAAAUUAUAUAAAAGCUGAAAUGCCAUCAAUUUUUAUUAGAAUUAUUAAUUUUAUAGUUAUAUAUUUUUUAAAAAUUAUGAUAAACUAUUUUAAUAAGCUUUUUAAUAAUGAUCAAUUAGGAAAUAAAAACAAAAAUGUAAUAAAAAAUAAUUUUAUAUUUUAUUCUGAUCAUGAAAAUGUUUCAAAAUUUGAGAAUACAAAUAUAUGUCCAAAUUCUUCAUCUAUUACUAUAGAAAAUAAUAAUGAAUUUUUUAUUAAUAAAAAUAAACCACAAAAUGAACAAAUAAAUAAAUUUUUACAAAAUUUUAAAGAAAAACAAAAAAAAAAUAUACAUGAAAAUAUAAUAAAUUAUGAUCGUGAUGAUAUAUUUUUUUCGAAUUUUAUAAUUUAUCAGAAUAAUAUAAAAACGAUAUUAAAUAUAAACUAUUUAAAUGAACAUGAUAUAACAACUAAUUUUCAAAAAUAUAAUUUUUAUACAAUAAAAGAAGAUAAUUAUAAUUAUAUAAAUAACAAUAAUAUACUUCCUUUAGUAGCAAUUAUGUCUAUAUAUGAGCCAAAUUUUUUAAAUUAUAUUUUGAUAUCUUUUAUUUCAUAUUUUGGAAUAAAUAUUUCGAUUUUUAUAUCAGCUAUUUAUGAACAUUUUAAAUACAUGCAUAAUAAAAAUAUUACAAUGUCUUGUUUAAUAUUUAUAUAUAUGCUAAACCAGAAUUAUAUAUUUAAUAAUUUUUCAGAAUUUUUUGUUUUUCCAAAUUUCUCAAAUAUCUUAUUAAUAGACAAAUUUGAACAAUUUAUUUAUGGGAAAAAUAAAUUAGCUCAUUUAUUUAUUUCUGACAAUAAUGAUACUAUUAUUAUAAUAAUUGAAUUAACAAAAUUAAUAAAUAAUAUGUUAAAUACACAUAAGGAUGUAUAUAUCGAAAAAAAUCACAUUUUGCAUUUAUCUACACCAACUUUUAAUUUAAUUGGAAAUAAAAUAUAUAAUUCAUAUAAUUAUAACAUUACAAUGCGCACCAUCUUAAAAUAUGACGAAUUUUCAGAUCUCUGUGACAAAAUUAUGGAUGCUAUUUUACUAUAUAUACUAGACUCUGGUGAUCCAGAAAAAAAAAACAGAAACCAAAUUAUAUUGAAUUAUUUAAAAGAAAACAUAGACGGAAUGAACGUCGCUUUAAUUAACAUGUACAAAAAAUAUGGCAUUCGUUUUUAA
Molecule: messenger RNA, 4689 nt
Organism: Plasmodium yoelii
Lineage: Eukaryota; Apicomplexa; Aconoidasida; Haemosporida; Plasmodiidae
Product: conserved Plasmodium protein, unknown function
Exons: 3
Coding region: 1-4689 (1562 amino acids)
Biological process (GO): protein import into nucleus
Cellular component (GO): nuclear envelope; cytosol
Molecular function (GO): small GTPase binding
Source: RefSeq, a predicted model, not a curated record